Molecule: messenger RNA, 762 nt
Organism: Amphimedon queenslandica
Lineage: Eukaryota; Metazoa; Porifera; Demospongiae; Haplosclerida; Niphatidae
Product: sushi, nidogen and EGF-like domain-containing protein 1
Exons: 3
Biological process (GO): cell-matrix adhesion
Source: RefSeq, a predicted model, not a curated record
AUGGAGAUGAUUAUUUUAAAGAUUUUCUUGCUGUUCUUCUUGGCUGGUUGUGUCUCUUCUGCUAGUUUGUUUCCCUAUGGGGUGAGUGCUGGUGACAGUGAACUCCCUCCUAAUGAUGAUGGAAGCAUAGGGCCACUCAACUUCACUUAUGGAUUCAUAUUCUAUGAAACCACAUACAAUACCUUCUAUGUUAACACUAAUGGUGUUAUAUCAUUCAUAGCUCCAGUACAUGCUUACAACCCUCAGCCAUUCCCACUGGAUGACUCUCCACUCAUAUCUCCAUUCUGGGCUGAUGUAGACAUCAGAUUACCUGAUGGAUACGUACCUGGUUCCCCCAGAGGUCACGUGUGGUACAGAGCUACCAGUGAUAUCUCUACUGUACUGAGUGUCAGAGAAGAAGUGAUCCAAUACUUCAGUAAUGAUCAGGACUUUGUACCUAAUGAGAUACUCAUAGCUACUUGGGACAGUGUUGGAUAUUAUGACAAGAACACUGACAAGACCAAUACAUUCCAGUGUGUACUAGCAACAAAUGGAGCUACAUCAUAUGCAAUGUUCCUGUUCCCUGAAGGAGGUAUCAACUGGUACUCUGGUGACGCCAGUGGAGGUACUGGAGGUAUCAAUGGUACUCCGGCUCAGGUGGGACUCAAUAAAGGUGAUGGGGUUACCUAUCAUGUACUGAAUGUGUCUUCAACUCCUGAUGUCAUCAAUGUGGAGGAUUAUACCAAUAUCACUGGAGCCCCUAAUGGUUUUUAUAUUUGGAAU